Molecule: messenger RNA, 732 nt
Organism: Psilocybe cubensis
Lineage: Eukaryota; Fungi; Basidiomycota; Agaricomycetes; Agaricales; Agrocybaceae
Exons: 2
Coding region: 1-732 (243 amino acids)
Source: RefSeq, a predicted model, not a curated record
AUGACUAUUGUUCUCUACGACGUACCAUCUACCUUUCCUGGACGGGCAUGGAAUUUUAACGCAUGGAAGACCAGACUCAGUCUUAACUUCAAACGAAUUCCCUACACGACUCAGUGGGUCGAAUUUCCUGACAUCGAGCCCCUCUACAAGAAAUUGGGCAUACCCCCUUCAAAGAACAAGGCUGACGGCACUCCCUUCUAUACUAUCCCAGCGAUACACGACCCCUCAACCGGUGCUUACAUUACAGAUUCUAUUCUCAUCGCCGAAUAUCUCGAUAAGACAUAUCCCGACUCACCCCGCAUCAUUCCAGAUGGAACCUUGGGAGUUCAGUCAGCAUUCAACGACGGGGUUUUCUACAACCUGAAAACACUUAUUCCUGUCGUGUUUCCUGUUUUCAUCACCAAACUCAGCCCCCGAAGUGCAGACUACAUGCUAGCCACUCUAGGACGCGGGCUUUUGGAUGGACCAGGAUCCGAUGCAUUUGAGCAAUGGAACACUCUUCUAUUCGGGCUUCAACAGGUCGAUGGCUGGUUUUUGCGCAAUGGAGGAAAGGGUCUGUAUCUACUUGGUAAUGUCCCAUCUUGGGCAGAUAUCGUGGUAGCGAGCUUGUUCCUUUGCCUCAGGCUUACGUUUGGAGAGAAUAGUACUCAGUGGAAGCAGUUGAUGGCGAUUAACGACGGUCGAUGGAAAGGCCGAAUUGAUGUCUACCGUGCUUGGGAAAAUUCCCCUUAA